CCCAAUCCUUUUUCUUCCCCUCCUCCCUCCUGUCCCUCUGCAGGAGACUCUCGCAGCCAAGGAAAGUUGCAGCUCGGGGUAGCGCCUAGGGGGUCUCCGGGCAGUGCUCAACCGCCGCCAUCCCUUUCCGACUACGGCCCUUCAGGGAUCUCCUUCGCCUGCACCCUUGCUCACUUCAGCCGGAUCUUCUGUGUCCAGAACGCCCCACCUAUGACGAUGCUCCUGGACGGAGGCCCGCAGUUCCCUGGGCUGGGAGUGGGCAGCUUUGGUGCCCCGCGCCACCACGAGAUGCCCAACCGCGAGCCUGCAGCCAUGGGACUGAAUCCCUUCGGGGACUCAACCCACGCUGCGGCCGCCGCCGCUGCCGCUGCCGCCUUCAAGCUGAGCCCAGCCACCGCUCACGAUCUGUCUUCGGGCCAGAGCUCAGCUUUCACACCGCAGGGUUCAGGUUAUGCCAAUGCCCUGGGCCACCAUCACCAUCACCACCACCACCAUCACGCCAGCCAGGUGCCCACCUACGGCGGCGCUGCCUCUGCCGCCUUCAACUCCACGCGCGACUUUCUGUUCCGUCAGCGCGGUUCUGGGCUCAGCGAGGCUGCCUCCGGGGGCGGGCAGCACGGGCUUUUCGCCGGCUCCGCGAGCAGUCUUCACGCUCCAGCUGGUAUUCCUGAGCCUCCUAGCUACUUGCUCUUUCCUGGGCUUCAUGAGCAGGGCGCGGGACACCCGUCGCCCACAGGGCACGUGGACAACAACCAGGUCCAUCUGGGGCUGCGCGGGGAGCUAUUUGGCGUGCUGACCUGUACUGCCCUGUGAGUUAGCUCCGCGCACGGACCCUACGCGGCCAGUGCGCAGUUCCCUAACUACAGCCCCAUGAACAUGAACAUGGGCGUGAACGUGGCGGCCCACCACGGACCGGGCGCCUUCUUUCGUUACAUGCGGCAGCCCAUCAAGCAGGAGCUGUCCUGCAAGUGGAUCGAGGAGGCUCAGCUGAGUCGGCCCAAGAAGAGCUGCGACCGGACCUUCAGCACCAUGCAUGAGUUGGUUACGCAUGUCACCAUGGAGCAUGUGGGGGGCCCGGAGCAGAACAACCACGUCUGCUAUUGGGAGGAAUGUCCCCGCGAAGGCAAGUCCUUCAAGGCGAAGUACAAACUGGUCAACCACAUCCGAGUGCACACUGGCGAGAAGCCCUUCCCAUGUCCCUUCCCGGGCUGCGGGAAGAUUUUUGCCCGCUCUGAGAACCUCAAGAUCCACAAGAGGACCCACACAGGUGAAAAACCUUUCAAAUGUGAAAUUUGACAGACGGUUUGUCACAACAGCAGCGACUGCAAGAAGCUACACAUGGCUGUGCACACCCCUGGACAAUCCCAUAUCUGCAAAGUGGACAAGUCCUAUACACAUCCGAGCUCUUGCAAACACAUGAAGUGUUGUCCUGCUUGGUAUCUGGGACAGACUCUAAUUCCUGAUGAAGAACUUGCUACUGACGUUGGUAUGCAGCAAGCAGUCCUCUAUCCUAAAUGCAGGGUUAAUGCCGAACCUACUGUGCAAGAAAUGAUUUACUGAUGAGGUUUCAAAGGAAACCACAUCAAUUUGGAUGUCUGUUACCUUGAAG
Messenger RNA from Rattus rattus (black rat), 1609 nucleotides. It is a transcript of the gene Zic3, whose product is annotated as Zic family member 3. Gene Ontology annotation, biological process: central nervous system development; regulation of transcription by RNA polymerase II. The record is from RefSeq and is a predicted model, not a curated record. Gene Ontology annotation, cellular component: nucleus. Gene Ontology annotation, molecular function: DNA-binding transcription factor activity, RNA polymerase II-specific; RNA polymerase II cis-regulatory region sequence-specific DNA binding. NCBI's taxonomy places the organism in Eukaryota, Metazoa, Chordata, Mammalia, Rodentia, Muridae.